This is a messenger RNA of Rubroshorea leprosula, 3084 nucleotides long. The record is from the annotation of a GenBank genome assembly. Lineage: Eukaryota; Viridiplantae; Streptophyta; Magnoliopsida; Malvales; Dipterocarpaceae.
CCCUUUGCUUUACUAAUUUUUAUCCGAACAGUGUUAGGGUUGUUUGAGCACUGUUGGUUUUUUUUUCCAUUAUUCUGCACUGUUUUCUGGUUUUUUUCAUAUUUUUCUUGCCUAGCUGGAAUCUGGCCGGAAUUCCCGGAUGGUGCCGGAUUCUGGGGAAAGUUAGCCGCUAAGUUUUUUGGGCUGGGGGGCCUUUGUUUCUUCUUUACUUCUGGGCCAAGGCCCGAUUGUAUAUUCUCUAGUUAGAUCAAGUAUCUUAACUAAUGUUUACUUUAAUUAAUCAAACUCAAUUAACCUAAAUCUCGAGUCAAUCGGUCAAUGGUCGACCUCCUUAAAAUCUAAUUUAGUCCCCAUCUUUUGGAGAUUGUGCAAUUAAACCCUCAGUUUUCAGUUUGUUUAAAAUGCACCCAAAAGCUUCGAACGUGUACAAUUUCGUCCCUCUAUUUUAAGGGUGAGCAUUAGGAUCUUUAAAUUUGAAUUUGAAUUUCAAUCUAAAGAAAGAAGGAAGCAGUACUUGCCAUGGGAAUUCUUGAAAGGUUUUGGCUGGUCAUCCUUAUUGCAACACCGUUAGCAGCAAUUGCAGCAGAACUUCCUAUUGCAAAACCUGAUUGUCAAGAUAAAUGUGGUGACGUAAGUAUUCCAUAUCCAUUCGGUACAAGAGAAGGAUGUUACUACAAUGAAGGUUUUUUCAUAGGUUGCAAUGACACCAUUAGUCCCCCAAUAGCAUCUGUCGGGAAUGUUAACGUCACCAACAUAACUCUUGAAGGCACGAUUCACAUAACGCAAUAUAUAGCCCAUGAUUGCUAUGAUGAGUUUGGUUACCGAACUUAUAACAUCCAAUCCUCGUUCGGGUUAGGUUUAAACGGUAGUUAUACUAUUUCUGACACUAAGAACAAGUUUGUUGCUAUUGGCUGUGAUACGACAGCAUAUAUACAAGGUUUCCAAGGGGAUAAGAGCUACACUGCAGGUUGCAUAACCAAAUGUGAUAGCAUUGAUUAUGUAAACAAUCACACAUGUUCUGGUAUUGGCUGUUGCCAGACAUCCAUUGCCAAAGGAACGAACAACUUCACUGUAAGAGUGGUGGAAAGCAGCGAAAAUCAAAGAAUUUUGAACUUCAGCCCUUGUAGCUAUGGCUUUAUCGUGGAAGAAAGCAAGUUCAACUUUUCUUCAAAUAGUCUUCUCCACUACCAAAAUGUUAGUGUACUCCCUAUGGUGCUUGAUUGGUCAAUUCGAGACAUCAACCAAACAUGUCGUAAAGCUAAUGCAUGCCAAAGACACAGCGACUGCGUUCCUGUUGACGAUGGGUAUCGAUGCAAGUGCUCAAAAGGUUUUGAAGGAAAUCCAUACCUACCUAGUGGUUGCCGAGACAUAGAUGAGUGUUCACCCCCUAAUCUCAAUGAUUGUAAAGGUAUGGCGACCUGCAUCAAUACAGAAGGAAGUCAUAACUGUUCGUGCCCCGAAGGUUACCAUCUUGUUGGAAAUGGUACUGAAAAAGGUUGCAUUGCAAACAAUCGACAUAACUGGAAUCUAAUUCUAGUCCCUGUAGGGAUUGGAGGCCUUGCAUUAUUCCUAGUAGCUGGCACUUGGCUGUUCUGGGGAUAUAAUAAAUGGAAGCUCAUCAAACUCAAACAGAAGUUCUUCAUGCAAAAUGGAGGUUUGAUGUUGCAACAGCAAUUAUCCAACCAUGAAGGAUCUGCAGAAGCAGCUAAAAUUUUUACAGUUGAAGAACUCAAGAAGGCCACAAACAACUUUGAUGAUAGCGGAGUUAUAGGUCAAGGAGGUUAUGGGACAGUGUACAAAGGAACUCUUAGAGAUGGGAGAAUUGUUGCAAUCAAGAAGUCCCGCAUUAUUGAUCAAAGUCAAAAUGAGCAAUUUAUAAAUGAAGUGGUUCUUCUUUCACAAAUCAACCACAGAAAUGUGGUGAAGCUGUUAGGUUGUUGCUUAGAGACAGAAGUCCCAUUGCUAGUUUACGAAUUCAUUAGCAAUGGCACUCUUCACCAUCACAUCCACAAUAAAAGUAAGGCUUCAUCAUUGACUUGGGAAAUCCGCUUAAGGAUAGCAACAGAAACUGCGGGAGUGCUAUCAUAUUUGCACUCUGCAGCCUCUACUCCAAUCAUUCAUAGAGAUAUAAAGUCUACAAACAUACUCUUAGAUGAUAGCUACACAGCAAAAGUAUCUGAUUUUGGUAUUUCAAGGUUGGUUCCACAAGACCAGGCUGGAAUAUCUACAGUUGUUCAAGGAACUAUUGGAUACUUGGACCCUGAAUACUUGCAUUCAAGCAAAUUGACAGACAAAAGUGAUGUUUAUAGCUUCGGAGUUGUCCUUCUUGAGCUUUUGACUGGAGAAAAGGUACUUUCCUUUGACAGGACAGAGGAAGAGAGAAAUCUUUCCAUGUAUUUUCUCUCUGCAAUGAAAGAUAAUUGCUUGGGAAAAAUUAUUGAUGGUUGUAUAGUGAAUGAAGCAAACAUUGAGCAGCUUAAUGAGGUAGCUAACCUGGCAAGGAGAUGCUUGAGUGUAAAAGGGGAGGAAAGGCCUACAAUGAAGGAAGUGGCUAUGGAAUUAGAGGGACUGAGAAGGAUGACAAAGCAUCCAUGGGCUAACGAUGCAUGCGAUGCAAAAGAGGUAGAGUACUCGCUUGGUGAAACAUCUGAUAAAUCUGGUCAUGACUUUGAUGUUAGUGGUAGCACGAGUGUCGUCUCCAAUACCUUUCCAGAUCAAGUAGGAUUUGCAGUUCACAGUAGGAGAUAAACACAAGUUUCUUGGUGAUUGGUUUAUACCCAUUUAUUGUACUGCCAAUCAUAAAACCCAAAAAAAAAAAAAAAACAAUGGGGGAAUGGAAGAGACCACAUUCUUGUAGAUAGGAUUCUCUUUCUAAUUUUCAAUAUAUUGUCCUUGGUAUGUGCCGUGUGAUAAAAGAGUGAAUUUUACUUAGAUGCUUAAUAAUUAAUAUUUUAAUUAUGUUAAUUGUAUUGGAGCCAUGUAAUGUAAUUUGUCUUUUUGUAUUUCAGUAGAUAGUGGUCAAAACAAGUAGUUUAUACAAUAUAAGAAGCAAGCUCCAUAUAUCAGUAAAUGAUAUCAAAUGAA